AUGGCUACGAACGGUGACUCGCGGCCCGCGCCGGGCGACCGCACCGUCAUUGGUAUUACCUUUGGCAACUCCAACAGCUCCAUCGCAUACACCAAGGACGACAAGGCCGAGGUUAUGGCCAACGAGGACGGAGAUCGUCAGAUUCCCACCAUCCUCUCCUACGUUGACGGAGACGAGUACUACGGACAGCAGGCCAAGGCCUUCCUCAUCCGGAAUCCCACCAACACGAUCGCAUACUUCAAGGAAUUCCUCGGUCAGGACUUCAAGUCCAUCGACCCCACCCACAACCACGCCUCUGCUCAUCCUCAGGAUAUGAGCGGCACCGUCUCCUUUUCAGUGAAGGACAAGGAGGAUGCCGAGGAGCCCUCUAACGUUUCCGUUCACGAGGCCGCCACGCGCUAUAUCCGUCGCCUCGUCAGCUCCGCCAGCGACUACCUUGGCCAGAAGGUCACCUCCGCCGUCAUCACCGUCCCCACCAACUUCACCGAGAAGCAGAAGGAGGCCCUCCUCAAGGCCGCUAAGGACGCCGGCCUGGAGAUCCUCCAGGUCAUCUCCGACCCCAUCGCCGCCGUCCUCGCCUACGACGCCCGCCCCGAGGCCGUCAUUGAGGACAAGAUUGUCGUCGUCGCCGAUCUUGGCGGCACCCGCUCCGACGUGGCCGUCGUCGCUUCCCGCGGCGGCAUGUACACCGUCCUCGCCACCGCUCACGACUACGAGUUCUCCGGCUCCCACCUCGACCAGGUCUUGAUCGACUACUUCGCCAAGGAGUUCAUCAAGAAGCACACCACCGACCCCCGCGAGAACGCCCGCUCCCUGGCCAAGCUGAGGGCCGAGUCCGAGUCCACCAAGAGGGCCCUGUCCCUGAGCAACAACGCCAGCUUCAGCAUUGAGUCCCUGGCUGACGGUAUCGAUUUCCAGUCCACCAUCAACCGGUUACGCUACGAGAUGGUUGCCCGCAAGGUCUUUGACGGCUUCAACCGCCUUGUCGAGGGCGUCGUCAAGAAGGCCGAGCUCGACGUUCUCGACAUUGACGAGGUCAUUGUCGCCGGCGGCACCGCCCACACCCCCCGCAUCGCCGCCAACUUUGCCGGCCUCUUCCCCGAGUCCACAAAGGUUAUCGCGCCCUCCACCGUCGCCAACGCCAUCAACCCCUCCGAGCUCCUCGCCCGCGGUGCCGCCCUCCAGGCGUCCCUGAUCCAGGAGUACGAGGCCGACGACAUUGACCAGAGCACCCACGCCGCCGUCACUACCGUCAAGCACAUUGCCAACGCCAUCGGCGUCGUUGGCGCAAACGAAGAAUUUGUCCCCGUGGUCCCUGCUGAGACCGCCGUCCCUGCCCGCCGCACCAUCAAGAUUGCUGGUCCCAAGGAGGGUGGCGAUGUCCUCGUUCGCAUCGUCGAGGGCGGCGCCCACAUCAAGGUCACCAAGCCCGAGCCCAAGGCUAAGCCCGAGACUAACGGCGACGACGAGGACGACUCGGAUUUCUCCGACGAGGAGGAGGAGGACAUCCGUGAGAAGGUCUGGAAGGUCGGGCCUACCCUCGCCGAGGCCGCCGUCCGCGGCGUCGGCAAGGGCUCCAAGGUCGAGGUCACCAUCAACGUCGCCGCCGACCUUGGCGUCACGAUAACGGCGAGAGAGGUUGGCGGUAAGGGUGGUGUCCGCGGCACCAUUAGCGCUCCUUGA
Messenger RNA from Colletotrichum orchidophilum, 1683 nucleotides. RefSeq names its product hsp70-like protein. Gene Ontology annotation, cellular component: cytosol; nucleus. Gene Ontology annotation, molecular function: ATP binding; ATP-dependent protein folding chaperone. The transcript has 3 exons. Lineage: Eukaryota; Fungi; Ascomycota; Sordariomycetes; Glomerellales; Glomerellaceae. Bases 1 to 1683 code for a protein of 560 amino acids. Gene Ontology annotation, biological process: protein folding. The record is from RefSeq and is a predicted model, not a curated record.